Messenger RNA from Sycon ciliatum, 2083 nucleotides. RefSeq names its product zinc finger and SCAN domain-containing protein 2-like. Gene Ontology annotation, molecular function: DNA-binding transcription factor activity, RNA polymerase II-specific. Gene Ontology annotation, biological process: regulation of transcription by RNA polymerase II. The record is from RefSeq and is a predicted model, not a curated record. The transcript has a single exon. The coding region runs from base 106 to 1482 and encodes 458 amino acids. NCBI's taxonomy places the organism in Eukaryota, Metazoa, Porifera, Calcarea, Leucosolenida, Sycettidae. Gene Ontology annotation, cellular component: nucleus.
AGGACGAGUUGUUACUUCUAUAGGGAUUUUUGGUAUUGAAGUCGUAUACGUUGCCCUGCAUGGCAAGUAAAUUGCGCUUGGAAGGAUCGUUGAAUUCAGUGAAAUAUGGAUGAUCGUGACUGGACUUCGGAGAGUAGUGUCGACUCAGAUGCACUCUCACCACUUCCACCUUUAGUGAUAUGGACCAGCAGAAGGUCAGCUGCGUGUCCUCCCCCGCAGAAUGUAAAAUCUUUUCGUACUCCUUACACAUGUACAGCUCAUCACCACGCACACGCCGUUAGUGGGAAUCAAGUAGCGACCUCAGAUGCCUCCUUUGCCUAUUAUGCACAGCAGCAUACCUCAAUCAGCCCUUGGAAAACGCCAUCAUUUACAGCCGAAUUACCGUCAGAUCAUGCAUCGCUGGGCAUAAGAGACCAGUUCGGGGAUUCUCGACCAGUGUGCCAGAGGAACGAAGAUACACACACUAUUGACAUGUCAACAACAGCUGUCGAAAUCUCAUGCUCGAAUCCCAUGAUAUCGGCAAUGGACUUAGACGAAAGAUCGCAAGACAGCGGUAACCAAACUGUGAACUAUCCAGUCUCAGUUUCAGAUCACUACGCCGGACUCGAGCACGUACCAAUUAACUCGGAAAAAGGCAACUUCCCAAACAAAUCUGCCGAAGUGGACCAUCACAGCAUCGGACAUGUUCCAGUAUCUCCUCUAGCGCCAAGGGUAUCUGCCAAACAUCACGAUCGUCAAAAGCUCAACUAUCAGCACAUCUCGGAGUCCUGUUCUGAGGAAGAUAGUCAACUUCUACAUGACUUUCCUCAGGAUCAUACCUCGCUCAUCAAGGAAACCGGGGUGUCACUUGAUCGCCAGCAUGAUAUUCGUGAUCGUGCACAUUCACAAUCUGGAGAAGAGCCUCAGAAAUGUAAGCAUUGCGAUAAGUCAUUCUCUGCGCAAUCCUGUCUAAUAUCUCAUGAACGUACACACCCCGAAGAGAAACCGUUCAAGUGUAAGGUUUGUGAUAAAACUUUCAACAAGCGAUAUAGUCUGGUCUGUCAUGGUCGAGUUCACUCAGGAGAGAAACCCUUUCUGUGUACGUACUGCGCUAAAUCAUUCAGUCAGAAAUCCAGCUGUACUGCUCAUGAACGCAUCCAUACAGGGAAGAGGCCGUUUAAGUGUGAUCAUUGUGACCAAGGUUUUUCCAAAAGUUAUGCCCUUAGAGUUCAUAAGUUUACACAUACUGGAGAGAAGCCUUUCAAGUGUAAACGAUGUGAUAAGUCAUACAGGCAGUCCGCGCAUCUCAUUAACCAUCAACGCAUCCACACUGGGGAGAGACCUUACAAGUUUACAGAAUGUGGCAAGGCAUUCACGCGAAUGUUGAAUCUCACAGCUCAUCAAUCCUUCCAUACUGGAGAGAAACCAUUUUCUUGUAGGGAAUGUGGAAGGUCUUUCACUACGAAAUCCAGCCUAACACGUCACGAACGAAUCCAUCACUGAGAGAAACUGAUCAAGUGUGGGCGAUGCGUCUUUCAAUGCCAAACACCACGAGGAAGACCACACGUAUACCAACACACGAAACAUUAUGCAAAAUGCCAGCAUUACAUGUCCGUUUGGAUCCGCAAAUAGCGUCAUUGCCGAUUACAGGUCAAUCUGAUAUCCUUGCAAAGGUCACUGCUUAUUUGCUACCUUCAACAUGUGUAACACCCAAACCACUAUCAUUAUUAUUGUAUUUCGGUUGAUAUCCACUGUUGCAUGCCUUGUUUUCUAUUUCAGUUCCGACACAGCACGAACAUGUUUCUAUAUUUACCAUGCAUUAAAAAUGUCAUUGCGCUGAACGUUCCUGAAUGGUUCAUUUUUGAUAAAUCUGUAAUGAAUUUUGUCGACUAUCCUACUUCCUUUUCUUGGAAGAGGCGCUGUGCUGUUUUCAAGUUUGACCACCAAGCUAAAAUGUUAUGUCUAUAUUUACCCUUGGUCCCAUGUGUAAUAAUUGUUGUAUAGUAACGUUUUAGUCUUUCUCAAAACUUGUCAAAUAUUUUACGUUCUAACAUCUCACGGUUCAUAUGUUUGAUGAAAAUGGAAAUCACAGUGAAACGAGUUA